Molecule: messenger RNA, 3411 nt
Organism: Echinops telfairi (small Madagascar hedgehog)
Lineage: Eukaryota; Metazoa; Chordata; Mammalia; Afrosoricida; Tenrecidae
Gene: SLC9C1
Product: solute carrier family 9 member C1
Exons: 25
Coding region: 1-3411 (1136 amino acids)
Biological process (GO): proton transmembrane transport
Cellular component (GO): membrane
Molecular function (GO): sodium:proton antiporter activity
Source: RefSeq, a predicted model, not a curated record
AUGGAGAUAUAUGAUCAUCCUAUGAAUAUUACCAAGGUGAAGAAUAAACAUAUGAAGACAAUAUUCUACUAUUUAAAGAAAUGGAUUAUUGGCCAUUAUGUGGGUCUUCCUCGAAUAAUUCUAGUAGUAUCUUCCAUCUGUGCAAUUGGAGCAUUUUUGAAUACAUACUUGAAAGACUUUCCAAUUCCUCUCCCUGUGAUAUUAUUUUUAUUUGGCUGCAGUCUGGAAAUACUAGCUUUUACAUCAAUAAAGGUUCAAGAUUAUGUAUCUGCUGUUCAAUGGAUGAGCCCAAAAUUAUUUUUUUACAUAUUUACACCAAUAAUUAUCUUUAAUGUUGCAUUUGAAAUGGAUAUAUACAUGUUCCAAAAGUUAAUUUGGCAGAUACUUUUAAUCACAAUUCCUGGUUUUCUCUUAAAUAACAUCUUAAUAUUUUGGUAUCUGUUAUCUGUGAAUAAAUUACCUACAGGCACCAUGCCGCUGCUAUUAUUUUCACUUAUCCUUCAUAGUUCAGACCCCAUGCUGACUGCAGCUGCUAUCAGGAACCUUGGUCUUUCUAGAUCGCUUUCCAACUUAAUCAAUGGAGAAAGUCUGAUGUGCUCUAUUUUAUCUUUAAUGGUGUUUUCUUUUAUUUUGGAAAUUAAUAUAGCCAUGCAAAACAAUGUGAACUUCUCUAUAGGCUCACAUCUUUGGGAGGGACUUUAUUUACAUUUUGGAUUAAGUAUUGUGACUGGAAUUCUGAGUUCAAAACUACUACAACUGUGGAUGUCGACUAUCUUUGGCGACGAUCUCAAUCACAUAAGUCUCAGCUUUUCCAUUCUGUACCUCAUUUUCUAUUUCUCUGAGAUGUAUCACAUGUCUGGAAUAUUCACUCUGGCCAUUGUCGGACUCUUUUUAAAUUCUACAAGUUUUAAACCUGGAGUUGAAGCCCUUCUACUUGAAUUCUGGAAUUGUCUCUCGUUUGCUUCAUUUCUUGUCGUGUUUACUUUCAUUGGACUUCUAAUUCCUGCCCAAACAUAUUUAUAUAUAUCAUUUUCUGAUAUAUAUUUUUCAUUAAAUAUAUACUUGACAAUGAUUGUCUUAAGAUUUCUGGUCAUCCUAUUAAUAAGCCCUCUUUUGUCUCGGCUGGGCCAUGGGUUCAACUGGCGCUGGGCAUUCAUAAUGGUGCUGAGCGAGAUGAGAGGGACUCCUAAUAUUAACAUGGCCCUUCUGCUAGCGUAUGACUUUAACAUCGAAAGUGAGAGGGAAAAAUCCCAAAUGCUAUUUCAUGGAGUGGCUGUAUGUUUCAUUACCUUGAUCUCCAAUAAGUUUUUUUUGCCACUGGCAGUUGCUAAACUAGGUCUUCGCGAUAUCACAUCGUUAAAAUAUAAAUCACUUUAUUAUACAUAUAAACACUUCCAAGAGCUAACCAAAUCUAUAGCUUCUACACUCAAAUUUGAUAAAGAUCUCGCUAAUGCUGAUUGGAACAUCGUUGAGAAAACAAUUAUACUUCAUAACCCAUAUGCGGCAAGCCAAGAAGAAACAGCAGCCCGUUCAGUGGUGAAGUGUCCGGACUGUAACAAGGAAAUCGAUGAGACUCUUAACACUGAAGCAAUGGAACUGGCCAACCGGCGUCUUUUGUCUACACAAAUAGCAAGCUACCAGAGGCAAUACAAGAAUGAGACCCUGACUCAAAAUGCAGUCCAGCUGUUGGUAGGGGCAGCGGGAAGCUUUGGCGAGAAGAAGGGAGAAUAUAUGAGUCCUGAGACAAUAAAGAAGUAUUCUGAAAGCAAAAAAUCACUUACUAUAAUGAGAAAAUUACUGCUUGAUUGGGUAUACAAUACAAGAAGGGAGAGAGGGAUUCCGUCAUCACAUUACUUGCUGCGCCUAAUCCAUGAGAUAGUGUUUUGUGAUGAAUUUGAAUAUGUUGGAUACCUCAUAGUACUAAUGAAUCUGUUUCCGAUCAUCAUUUCUUGGAUAUCCUCUUUAAAUAACAUUUAUGAGGUAGAAUUAAUACGAACAAAUUUAUCUUUUCUUGGAUUUUAUAUCCUGGAGAUCACACUGAAGAUAGUAGCUAUGAAGAAGGAUUAUUUUUUGCACACCUGGAACACAUUUGAGUUAGUAAUUACAUUGAUCGGUAUCGUGGAUGCAAUACUGGAUGCUUUACAGACUGAAAUAAAUAAUUUUAAUAGCAUUAAAAUCAUCUUCGUCAUAAAAAUUAUUCGAAUAUUUCGUGUGCUACGCAUCAUGAAGCUGAUCACACCAAAGUUGCUGCUGAUAAUCGACCAAAGAAUGAGUCAACAGCUGUCGUUUCGGUACUCUAUAUUAAAAGGCUAUGUCCAAGGUGAGGCAGACAUCAUGCCUAUAAUCAAUCAGAUCUCAAGUUCUAAACAGGUUAGACAGGUGUUAUUAAAGCGAGUCACGAGAAAUUCAGGACGUGCUAUGAAAGAACUAGGCUACUUAGAGUAUGAUCAUCCAGAAAUCGCCAUCACUGUGAAAACAAAGGACCAGAUUAACGUCAUGCUCAACAUCGCGAGAGAAAUUGUGAAGGACUUCAGGUCAAAGGGAAUUAUUCAAAAAAUUGAUGGUUAUGCAAUUAACAAGUUAAUCAUGGCCCGAAAAAGAGAGAUGCUUGAUUUUCAACCAACGAUCAAGUCUCUGACUCUUGAAGAAGCAGUGAAAAAUAUUCCAUGGCUAGAUAAAGACCGACAUCACAUAAGCUUCUUUCUGCAACGAGCCUUGGUUGUAACAUUUGAUUGUGGGAAUGAUAUUUUUGAAGAAGGUGAAGCUCCCAAAGGAAUCUAUAUAGUUCUUUCUGGCAUGGUAAAGCUUCAAAGAGCAAAGCUGGGUUUAGCUAAUGACUGUGACUCAGAAGAGAAGGAUUUUCAGAUAACCCAGUCAGACUAUAUGAUCAGUGGGGAUAUAAUAGGAGAGCUAGACAGCUUGAUGAAUGAGCCCAUGAAAUAUUCUGCUACCUGCAAAACUGUCGUGGAGGCAUGUUUUAUUUCCAGAAAACAUUUGUUGGAGUCUUUUGAAAAAUGCUGUCCUCUCAUAGAAUAUAAAAUGUGGCUGAAAAUUGGACUCUCUAUUUCUGCGAAAAAACUCAGGGAAAACUUAUCUUAUGAGGAUUGGAACUACAAAAUGCAAUUGCAACUCUGCAACACUUAUGUUAAAGAUAUACCAAUGAAUACCAAAACUGAUAUUUAUGGUGAAACCGUAAUCUACGUCAUCCUCAUCAAUGGAGUUGUAGAAGAUUGUCAGUUACGGAAAAUUUAUAAGGCACCUUCUUUAAUUCCUCUUACAUGCCAUCAGAUACAAGGCACUGAAAGAUUUACAAAGAUAAUGAUUCUUCAAACCUCAUUUGAUAAGAAAAAAUCCAGAGGGAGUAGUGGGAGUGCUGUGCCUAUAUGUCAACAUUAUCUUGAAAAGGAAUAA